Condylura cristata (star-nosed mole) is the source of this 6570-nucleotide messenger RNA. RefSeq names its product KIAA0556 ortholog (gene KATNIP). The transcript has 28 exons. The record is from RefSeq and is a predicted model, not a curated record. The coding region runs from base 9 to 4901 and encodes 1630 amino acids. Lineage: Eukaryota; Metazoa; Chordata; Mammalia; Eulipotyphla; Talpidae.
CUCUAGGGAUGGACGGUCAGACCCUGCGGAAGGCCGAGAGGAGCCAGUCCUGCUUGCGGGAGAAGAAGGAGGGUUACACUAAGGACAUGGUGACAGACUUUGAUGAGAAACAUGAUGAGUAUUUAAUAUUGCUUCAGCAGAGGAACCGGAUACUGAAGCAUUUGAAGACCAAGGACCCCAUGCAGUUGAGACUAGAGCACUUGGAACAGGGGUUCUCUGUCUAUGUCAAUGGGGCCAAUUCUGAACUGAAGUCCUCGCCUCGGAAAGCUGUCCACCCCGACCUCUCCAGGAGUGCCUCGCACGCCGAGGGGACGCAGGAUGGCGGACGAAGAACCCUAUUUCGAGAAACUGAAGAAGCUUUAAGACGCAACUCACGGACAGCUCCCAGCAAAGUCCAGCGCAGAGGAUGGCACCAGAAAUCUGUGCAGAUCAGAACAGAAGCUGGCCCGCGGCUCCACAUCGAGCCUCCUCUGGACUGUUCUCAAGACUCUGAGCCAAGUGGGGAUGCGGCUGUCAAGGCCAAGGAUGCCUCCGGGGAUCACCCACAGGACACCAGCUCUCCCACCAGCACCACGCUCUGUGAUUUUAAUUUCUCCCUUCUGAACUCACGUGGAUGUCCGGACCCGCCAAGCAAUACAGACAAAGAAAGGAUCCUCUUAACUAUUCAGGAUGUGAUGGAGCUGAGAAAGAGCUUAGAACUGAGUGUAAAUCUGCGGAGGGACCCAAAGGACAGCUCCAGUGACGAGUCCGACUCCAUUGAAGAAGACGUCCUCUCAGAGCCCGAGGACCAGGCCCUGGAGGACCACGCCGGCGAGGGGGCCCCUCUUCCCAGUGGGGACUCAGUGCAGAACGGGGCUCCCACGGACCAGUUGACAGGACACCCUCCCCAGGGGCCGGACACCCUGGUGAUGCUGGAAUUCAACCCGGCUUCAAAAAGUAGCAAAAAGGAAAGGAAUUUGUCUGCCAAGCGGAAGGACAAUGCCGAGGUCUUCAUUCCCAGCAAGCCUGAGCCAAACCUGAGUCCCCAGCUACCUGCGGUGCUCCCAGACCAGGAGAGGAUGUGGUCAAGACCUGGCAGCCGAAGAGAGAGACCCCUGUCAGCAACCCGAAAACCCGUGCUAGAGGCUGAGGACCGAGAAGAAGACGCCUCGGCAGUGCUCCAAGCCAUCCGGGUGGAGAACGAAGCGCUGCAGAGGUCACUCCUCAGCCGGAAGACCGUGCCCCCUGCCAGCACACUGCCCGCACAGCAGCUUCCUACCACGUCAACCAGCACGCAGGAGCCAGCCAGGGCGGCAGGGGGCGCCAGAGCCGUCAGCGAGGCCAUCGACAGAAUCAGUCUUUUGGGAAGCAGACAACAGCAGAAGCUUCUCAAAGUCCUUCAGGCCCUCGAAAGUGACUCUGCCCACCUCAGCCGGGUUGUUUCUUCAACUGAGGAGCAAGUGAGAGACCCUGAGGGCAAAUCAAGACGGAAAGCAGAGGAAGACAAGGACGCUGCCUACGUGACCAUAGAAAUCUUAUCCAACUGGGGCAACACGUCAUGGGUGGGCCUCACGGAGGUCGAGUUCUUCGACCUGAACGACACAAAGCUUUACGUGUCCCCUCACGAUGUGGACAUCCGGAGCACGGCCUCGCCUGGGGACCUGGGCCGCCUGGUCAACAGGAACUUAGCUAGCGGGAAGGACCCCUCCCUGUGGACGUGCCCCUUCCACCCUCCGCUCCAGCUCUUUUUUGUGAUCCGCAACACGCGACAGACGCAGGACUUUGGUCUGGCCAAGAUCAAGAUUUGGAAUUACUGGAGUGUGGAUGGUGAUCUCGACAUCGGUGCCAAGAACGUGAAGCUUUAUGUCAAUGAAAACCUCAUCUUCGAUGGCAAGUUAGACAAAGGAGGCGGAGAGGCCCCGGCUGCCCAGAGCAUUCUGCUUGGCCUGAGGAACGAGGAUGAAAGAAUGGCAAGCUCUGCUCACACCCACUCGGAGCAAAGCAGAGAUGCCCGCAGGGGGCCUGGCACAGGCGGGGACAGGGAGCCGGGCCUCAGCUGCCCACCGCCAGCUGCAGCAGCGCUGGACGUGGCCUCUUCUCAAGGACAGUUCUCUGGCCAAAGGAUGAACUCUCCUGAUUGCGAGGAUGACAGCUUGUCCAAGUUAGAGGGAGAGCUCGGCGUGGCAGCUGCCCCGGCCUCUGAGGGGGGCCUGUCCCCUGCGCCUGCGCCUUCUCCACCAGCGGAAUGCCCCGUCCCCGCCCUGAUCCCACAGCUGGAAAACCCCACGGGCAGAAAAGUGUCAGAAGCGCCAGGGAAAACCCCUUCCUGGUUGCAACCUUCUCCCGUGGGGAGAGGCAGGAAGCCAAAACCCCUCUGGCUAAGUCCUGAGAAGCCACUGGACUGGAAAGGCAGGCUGCCCUCAGCGGACAUCGUGGCUGAGGGCAGUGGAGAGACUGAGGCUGAGGUGGGGGACAGAGGCCCCCGGCGAGAGCAGGGACAGGCAAGCAGCUGGAAUGCCGGGGCUGGCGAGAGAGCCCAGAGAGCGGCCCCCAAAGUCUGCAGUGACGACUUGGAUAUCUUUGACCGACCCCCCAACAGGGAGCACCCUGCUAGUGGGAGAAGGGGCCCUAGGAAGGACGCGCUCAGCAGCUGUCAUGGCGCCAGCCAGCCAGCCAGCACAGAAGACGCCCGGCGCCCCAGGACCCCACCCAGGCCCCGGUGGCCCAGCGAGCAGGAGCACUCGCUGCACGAGUCCUGGGACUCCCUCAGUGCCUUCGACCGCUCCCACCGAGGCCGCAUCUCCAACCUGGAGGCCCAGGGCGACAUCCUGGACGAGUUCCUGCAGCAGCAGAAGAGCAGCCGCCACAGCGAGCAGCCGCGGCCCCGGAAGGGGGAGAAGCAGGAGCCAGAGGCCGAGCAGCUCAACCACUGUGUGGAGACAGACGACGGGAGCGACUUCAAGAUCCCCGUCCUGCCUUCUGGGCAGCGCUUGGUCAUCGACAUCGCGUCUACGUGGGGGGACCGACACUAUGUGGGCCUGAACGGAAUAGAAAUCUUCAGCUCCAAGGGCGAGCCGGUGAAAAUUGCGAGCAUCCAAGCAGACCCGCCCGACAUCAAUAUUUUACCGGCCUACGGGAGAGACCCCCGUGUGGUCACCAACCUCAUCGAUGGGGUGAACCGGACCCAGGACGACAUGCACGUCUGGCUGGCCCCCUUCACGCCGGGCCAGUCUCACUCCAUCUCCAUCAAUUUCACGCACCCUUGCCAAGUCGCCCUGAUCAGGAUUUGGAAUUACAAUAAAUCCCGGAUACAUUCCUUCCGCGGCGUGAAGGACAUCACAAUGCUGUUAGACGAGCAGUGCAUCUUUAAAGGAGAAAUCGCCAAAGCCUCUGGAACCCUGACGGGAGCCCCAGAGCACUUUGGAGACACAAUCUUAUUCACCAUGGAUGAUGACAUUCUUGAGGCCAUAUUCUGUUCUGAUGAGACAUUCGACAUGGACCUGGAGAGCCUUUGCAGCCUGCAGGGUGAGGAGGCACUGAGGAGGCCCAGCACAGCCGAUGGCGAGGGCGAGGAGCGGCCAUACACCCAGGCUGGCCUGUGGGCCGAGGACCAGGAGCAGGAGCUACCACCCAGUUGCCCUCUCCCUGAAGUCACCACCCCAGAGCCAGGUGUCUACCAUGGAAUCUGCCUUCAGCUGAACUUCACUGCGUCCUGGGGGGACCUACAUUACCUGGGGCUCACGGGCCUGGAAGUGGUAGGCAAGGAUGGCCAGGCGCUGCCCCUCAGCCUGCACCAGAUCUCCGCCUCCCCCAGAGACUUAAAUGACCUCCCUGAGUACACCGAUGACUCCCGGACUCUGGAUAAGUUAAUCGAUGGAGCCAACAUCACCAUGGAGGAUGAACAUAUGUGGCUGAUCCCCUUCUCGCCCGGGCUGGACCACGUGGUCACAAUCCGCUUCGACAGAGCCGAGAGUAUCGCAGGCCUGCGCUUCUGGAACUACAAUAAAUCUCCUGAGGACACCUAUCGCGGGGCCAAAAUCGUCCACGUCUCCCUGGACGGCCUGUGCGUCUCGCCUGCAGAGGGCUUCCUCAUCCGGAAGGGGCCUGGUAACUGCCACUUUGAUUUUGCUCAAGAAAUCCUGUUUGUGGACUACCUGCAGGCUCGCCCGCUGCCCCAGCCGGCCCAGAGGAUCAACUCAAAAAGCCUGGAGCGGGCAAGUAUGGACUACGAAGCUCCCCUGAUGCCCUGCGGCUUCAUUUUCCAGUUUCAGCUUCUAACCAGCUGGGGUGACCCCUAUUACAUUGGUCUCACCGGCCUGGAGCUGUAUGAUGAGCGGGGAGAAAAAAUCCCUCUAUCUGAAAACAAUAUCGCCGCCUUCCCCGACAGCGUCAACUCCCUGGAGGGAGUGUGUGGGGACGUGCGGACGCCGGACAAGCUCAUCGACCAAGUGAACGACACCAGCGACGGCCGGCACAUGUGGCUGGCCCCCAUCCUGCCCGGCCUGGUGAACCGGGUUUAUGUGAUUUUCGAUCUGCCGACCACCGUGUCAAUGAUCAAACUGUGGAAUUACGCGAAAACGCCCCAGCGAGGGGUGAAGGAGUUUGGCCUCCUGGUGGAUGACCUGCUGGUGUACAAUGGGAUCCUGGCCAUGGUGGGCCACCUGGUCGGGGGCAUCCUGCCCACCUGUGAGCCCACGGUGCCCUACCACACCAUCCUGUUCACCGAGGACACGGACAUCUGUCACCAGGAGAAGCACACCGCCAUCAGUAAUCAGGUGGAGGAUCAGGAUGUCCAGAUGAUGAAUGAAAACCAGGUCAUUACCAACUCGAAAAGGAAGCAGAAGCAGAGCCCAGUGGACCCAGCCUUACGCCCCAAAACCUGCAUAAGCGAGAAGGAGACAGCAAGACGGUGGCGGUGCUGACUGGCUGUGGCGAGAGGGCUGGUCCCCCCCCACCAGGGUGGGCCCCACCGUUGCCCCCCAGCACCUGUGCUCCUCCCCUCAGCCCUCAGUAUGAACCAGCUGGGACCCAGGGGCUGGACAAGGGCUGCAGAUGGCAGGGAGCCUGUGGGCGAGAAGGGGUGGCUGGCCCUGGAGGCAGGAGGGGGCUGCUGUCAGCGGGUGUGGUCUUCCCUGCGUCUGGGACCAAAUACACCUCUCCUGUAACAUCCAGCCAAGCAGGACUCGAGUCCACUCACGCCUGUCGUGAGACACCUGGGCAGCGCUGGGUCCGGUCAGGACAGCUAGGUGGACUGGGGGUUCUGCCCUCCCAGGCUGCUCGGUGGCCAGAGCCUGGCUGAGCACAGGCCUCGCGGCCAGCACCGGUGGCGUGUCCCGUGAGGCCCUGUCUUCGGAGGCCGCCACGCUCACGUCCCUGCUGGGCUGGGUGUCGCUGGCGGCUGGCCGAGGGGUGGGUUUGUUCCCUCAAAUCCCACACAUGGAGCCAGGACUGCCACUGCCCCCAUUCAGCCCAGCCCCCGUGGAGGAAGGAUUCCCCCGAGAAACUGGACCUGCCGGGGCCUCUGCCUUCCUGUCAAGUCUGAAAAGAGAUUGAUUAAGGGCACGUGACCUGCCGAGGAAAGAAAAGAAGCCGUCCCCACCCCUGCAGGCCGGGCCCUGGUCUCCGCUGCGCUGCCGGCCCAGAUAGGACUGGCGGGCGGGCAGCUUCUGAGCCCACAAUCCAGCGCGGCCUGUCGGAGGCCCUUGCCGUGCCGGGAGACAGGACCCGUGCCACAGCCCUCCCUGGGCCCCCCACACUUCCUGCCUGCCCUUCCCUUGAACUUGGGAGGCAGGAGCGCUCCCUGCUGCGCCCCGUGUGAUCUGAGCACGGGCUUCCCUUGCUGCCUCUUCUGGCUGUGCCCUCCGAAGCAGGCUUGGGGGUCCAGCCCCCCCCUUCCAGCAGCUUCCCGUCAAGUUGGAAAUGUGCCUUGCACCCCCAGCCAGUGAGCCCCAAACGCAUCUAUUUCCAUCUAUGUAACAAGCUCGGAUCAGGGACCUAAUUGGUUUCCCAGCGGUGGGUAAUUUCUUGUUCCAAAUAUUAAUCCGUUGUUUUCCUGGCACCCGGCCCGGCCCGCUGCGUACUGUACUCCAAGUGGUUCCUACGCAACCGAGAGCCGGCAAAUACUUUAUGAGCUUUGCAGCUUCCGCUAGCAGCUAUGCAAAUGUGCUUUUCAUUUGGAGCUGGGGCUGAUGUGAAGAUAAGGAAUUGUUUUUCCCUGAGAAGAGCCUUCCGUUUCUGUAGCUUCUGAGACCCCAGCUUCUCCGCUCACCUUCCAGAUGUGGUGAGUGCCCUGAGGGGUCUGGCUCCCCAGAGAGCUGGGGGGCUGCAGUUCUGGGGCUGUCAGGCUGAUCAAACCAGCUCUUGGUGACCGAAACUGAUGCCGUCAAUUUCAAGGGGGCCCCAGCUCUUCACUGGUACAGGGGCGCAAGUUAGAUUUGUGGGGGAGAUUGCACAAACACCGGGCACCUCACUCCGGGGAUCACAAUUGAUGUUGAUAAUAAUUGUAUGUACCAUGCAAUUUAGGGAGGGAAAAAGCGCUGUGUAGGCAUUAAGUCUCAAAGAAAUUUCUAUUUUUUUCUCUAGCAAAAUCAA